Messenger RNA from Patiria miniata (bat star), 3718 nucleotides. RefSeq lists its product as uncharacterized. The record is from RefSeq and is a predicted model, not a curated record. The transcript has 3 exons. Gene Ontology annotation, cellular component: membrane. Gene Ontology annotation, molecular function: N-acetyl-beta-D-glucosaminide beta-(1,3)-galactosyltransferase activity. The coding region runs from base 378 to 3146 and encodes 922 amino acids. Lineage: Eukaryota; Metazoa; Echinodermata; Asteroidea; Valvatida; Asterinidae.
CGAUAUUGAUUUUUGGGGUCAGACAGUUUAUCCACAGGUGAGCGUUGUAUUCAGCGCACGAACUGACUUAAAAUAACAGCAGCAUACGUACAUGCAUGUCCCAGCAACAAAGCGAAUGCAUGAUUCUCCAUAUUAGUUCCUCCUUUCUUGAUGAUGGUUUGAUGACAAUUUUAUCAUCCUGUUCAGAAGUGUCUUCGUGGGCUGGAAUUUCUUCCUGGCUGAUUUGUAGACCGUCUUAUUUCAGGAGCACAGAGGACCGUCCUUCACAUCAGAGGUCACCAGACGAAGGCGGCCGGGUUGCUGAUUGCCGAAACGUCGUCAGAGACAACGUAAAAGAACCUUCAGAUACCUGACCCGCAGAUCAGCUGCAAGGAAUCAUGGGCAACAAAUUCAAGGUCUUCUUGUUGAUGGUCAUCUCCGGAGUCGCCAGCACGCUUUCCUACAUUUACAUCUUUGAAAACGCCAACCAGGGUCCUCGCCAUUUUCAAGGAUUUCUGAGGAAACCCAUGAGAACGGCAGGCAUUCGCUACCCGAUUGCGAACAUGAACACUUUGGAUGCGGAGACCAUGCACAAAUUCCUGCAGAAAAUUUAUUCACAUGGAGACAAGAAUCGCACUGAAAGUAGUAGUUCUAACUACCCGAAGCGAAGGGAUACGGAUGGAUACGGAGAGGAGAGUGACAAGCCACUCCCGCUGCCUGAUAGUUCUAAGGACCUCGAGGCGAAUUGGACGGAAAGAGACCAUGGAUCAGCGGAGGGAUAUAAAAAGGCCAGUGAAGAGGCCGUGCCGUCGUUAGUGGGUAGAACCAUAAACAAGGUUGAUGGUAAUCGUACGGCCAGUGGCUCGACAUCAGAGAAGGAGAAUACAAAAGAGAAUCGGACAUCAUCACUAACACAAAAAGACAGAGAUGAGAAAGACAUGUACAAAAUAACUAACAAUGUAACGAAAACAGCGGAUGAAUACGUGGAGGGGGGUGACAAAGUUUUACCGCCAGCAGGGAAGGAUGAUACGGAGGCUGACACCGCUAAAGAAAGUGAAGAAAAGCCAGGAGCUGUUGCAGGAAACAGAAACGAGAGUAACAAACUCACACUCUCGGCAGAGCGGGAGGAUACAGUGAAAACUGCUGGCACAAAAGUGAGAGAAGACAGUGACCCGAAAUUGGCGGAGGGGCCCCAAAAGGAGGGUGACAGGCCUCCGUCUUCACCAGUAGGCCUUCAACCAAACAAGGGUGCAGACGACACGGACAAGAAACUUACUGCAGGUAAAAAGUGGGACAAUCCUAAAGUGCCAGGAAAAGAACAUUAUGCUAACGGGAGUGAAAUGUCAGGAAAUCCAAAACCGGUCGCGGACGGUAAAAACCAAACCAACAAGGCAAUAUCUCCACCUGAUAACACCGAGUCUAUCGCAGAUGUAGGUGGCAACUGGCAGAAGACGAACGAGAGCAAGAAAAGAGACCCUCCGAAGUCUGAAUCGCAAAUCCAUCAAGAUAAAACUGCGAAAGCUGGGGGCAAAUUGCCAGACGAACCCAAGAAUUCAGGUGCCAGGAAACAGUGGGACAAGCCUCCCGUGAAAUGGGACAAAACUAAACCAGGCGAUGGUCAACUGACCAGGCAAAGGCCAUUCAGUGAAGGUGCUGGAAAGCAGUGGAACAAACCCGUAGCUUCUCCGGUUGGCCUUCAAAAGGGCAAAAUCAAAGAUGGUAGUGGUAAAUGGAAUCCUGGAGACAAAAGACCAGCAGAGAUGAAAGGGGGUGUCAAGUGGACAGCGGGGCAAGGAGGCAGUAAAAAUACCGACACUGGUAAACCACUGUCUGGAGAUCCCAAACCAGUUGCAGAGAACGGAGAGAAAACAGGCAAGCGAGCAGCAUCUCCAGCGCAGGGUGACAAGAGUAAAUCUAGCUGGAUUUUGAAGUGGAAAGACCCCAAACUAGCAGAUAGGAUCAAGGAUAAAGCCAAGCCCGCACCUGUCCAGGGCAAAUGGGAUAAAUCGGGUCUUGGCAAAGCGACAGUCCAAGACUCGAAGACCGUUCAGGGAACCGGAAACCAGAGUGGUAAGCCCGCUACAACAGUAAAACAAGGAGAUCAAGUAGGCACUGGUAAAUCGAAUGGAAAUCAGAAAUCCAUGGCUGGAAACGAGGGGGACAAGCAAGAGCAUUGGAAUUGGAACAAAAAUGGCAAUUCUUCCUCUCCCGUAUCGGCAAAUAAAGCUGGCGGUGGUAGGUCUAACCCUCCUUUGACUGUAGGAAACACAAAAUCGGUUUCCAAGAAUGGUACCGUAGACAAGGGUGGUAACCCAAUGAUAACACAUGACUUUAACCUCGUGUUGAAUGAACCAAUGGCGUGCAAGAAAGCCGACGGCGUCAACAAAGCAGUGUUCCUAUUGGUUCUCGUCGUCACCACUCACGAGAAAAGUGACGUUCGGCAGACAAUCCGUGAAACAUGGGCCCGCCCCGGCGAAGUGAUGGGGAAGACAAUUGUUGUUCUAUUUAUGCUGGGCCAAAGUACAAACAGUACCCUUCGCGAGAUCGUUCAAAAGGAGAGUGACCAAUACCACGACAUUCUAAUGGAGGACUUCGUGGAGAGUUACAAAAACCUCACCCUAAAGACGAUGAUGGGUAUGAGGUGGGCGGGUGAAUACUGCCCGCAAGCGGCGUACGUCAUGAAAACGGACGACGACAUGUACGUAAAUCGCGAGAAUCUCGCGAGACUCCUCGCGAGUCCAACGACGCCUACGAAACGGUUCAUGACCGGUCACGUGUUCGAGGCUAUGCCGCCGAUUCGCGAAAGCACCAAGAAAAACUACAUGCCGGUGGAAAUGUACGGGGAGCAGAAAUAUCCUCCCUACUGCGCAGGCGCGGCUUACGUCAUGUCAGGUGACCUCCCCGCGCUGGUUUUCAACAUGGCUACCCUCAGUCCAAAAUAUAUUCACAUCGAAGACGUGCUAGUAGGGAUUUGCCUGAGAAAAGUCGGCAUUAAGCCAGUUCAUAACAGUGGAUUCAGGCACAAUGCCAUGCCUUUUAUUCCCUACUCAUUUUGCGAGUACCGAAACGUUAUUACCAUGCACGGAGCAACCAUAUCAGACAUGAUGUCUAUUUGGAAUGGCCAAAAUGUCCAUCAAAGCAACGAGACGUGUAAUCAAAAGAAUUAAAAAUAACACAGUGGUAGUGUAAAACAAAAUUACUUCUUUUGAUCCGAAAUAACUCUGUUGUUAACAAAUGGAAUUACAUUGUAAACCAAAAUAAAUCAAGUGAACAAUGCAUGACAAAUAUCAUGGAGCGAGUUUCAUCAGCUUUGUGCAAGAGGGUGAUAUUUAAACUUUUAAGACUAAAUUCCUCUUUUGCCUUCUCAUUCCCAAUCGCUUCUGAUAAUUAUUGUAGAUCUGUAUAUAAAAAAUGCCCAUUAUAAACUACAAUAUGAUAUCAAAUAAUACUUUUAAUGAGUGACAAACCUGUUCAAUCCCCACUUUUGGGGUCACAAAUAAUUAUUAUCUCAAACAGUAUUACCUAAACGCCUUACCAAUCAUUUGCUGUAUGGAAUUCCUGACCAAAAAAAAUGUUCAAUCUAUUUUUAAAAUUCCAUAAAUUCUCUUAAAAGCUAUCCUAAAUACUCAAAUAUUAAUAUGAUUUUUCACACACCUUUGGGGUAGGGUUAAAAGAAAACAAAUACAGCCUGUGUUGAGUACUAAUGAUUCAUAAGCAAAUAAAUUAAAGUGAAUAAUGA